AAAGAAAGAGUUUACAGAGACCCAUCUACACAGUUACAGGUGCUGCAGGCUAAAUGCAAACUCCAUUCAACAACAUAGAGAUCAUCUUCAGUCAACACUUUAAAAACUGCAUUAAGACUUGAUUUGCUAGAUUGACAUUUGUACCUCAUGUUAUUUGACAAAGAAUUUAAAACAAGAGGAUCAAAGUCAACAGUGGGGUUACAUGUCAUAUUACAGCAUAUAUUUCUAGCCAGUAUGCUGUGGUCCCUGAUUCUCUUUCUCCUUCUGGGCAGAACAACUGCCACUAGUGGAGGUGAAAUCAGGCUGGUGAAUGGUGACAACUCUUGUUCUGGACGAGUGGAGGUUCUUCAUAAUGGAACAUGGGGAACAGUUUGUGAUGAUUUCUGGGAUGAAUCAGAUGCUGCAGUGGUGUGUAGAGAACUGGGCUGUGGUGAUGUUAUAGAGGCAAACAGUUUUGCCUUUUUUGGAGAAGGUUUGGGGCAAAUAUGGAUGGACAAUGUGCAUUGUCUUGGAAGUGAGUCUACACUGAAAAACUGUUCAGCAAAUGGAUGGGGAGUACAUGAUUGUGGACAUUAUGAGGAUGCUGGAGUCAUCUGCCAAUCUGUAAAGUUGAUUAAUGGCACUCACUCUUGCUCUGGACGAGUGGAGGUUCUUCAUAAUGGAAGAUGGGGAAAGGUGUGUGAUGAUUUCUGGGAUCUGUCAGAUGCUGCAGUGGUGUGUAGAGAACUGGGCUGUGGAAACGCGAUAGAGGCGAAGAGUGAUGCUUAUUUUGGACAAGGUUCAGGUCAAAUAUGGAUGGAUAAUGUUACCUGUGAUGGAACCGAGUCUACUCUAAAGAGAUGUAGGUCAAAUGGAUGGGGAGUACAUGACUGUGGACAUCAUAAAGAUGCUGGAGUCAUCUGCCAAUACGUCAGGUUGGUGAAUGGUGACAACUCUUGUUCUGGACGAGUGGAGGUUCUUCAUAAUGGAACAUGGGGAACAGUUUGUCAUAAUGGUUGGGAUCUAUCAGAUGCUGCAGUGGUGUGUAGAGAACUGGGCUGUGGAAAUGUUACAGAGGAAACAAGUUUAGCUCAUUCUGUAUACGGUUCAGGACAAAUAUGGAUGGAUAAUGUUGGUUGCGACGGAACCGAGUCUACUCUAAAGAGCUGUAGGUCAGAUGGAUGGGGAGUACACGACUGUUGGUAUUAUGGCGAUGCAGGAGUCAUCUGCCAACCUCUUGUAAGACUGGUGAAUGGCAGUAACUCCUGUUCUGGACGAGUGGAGGUUCUUCAUGAUGGUCAGUGGGGAACGGUUUGUGAUGAUUUCUGGGAUCUAUCAGAUGCUGCAGUGGUGUGUAGAGAACUGGGCUGCGGUGAUGUUGUAGAGGCAAAGAGUUUAGCCUUUUUUGGAGAAGGAUCAGGGCAAAUAUGGAUGGAUAAUGUAAACUGCAUAGGAACGGAGUCUUCUUUGAAAAGCUGCAGAUCAGCUGGAUGGGGAGUACAUGACUGUGGACAUCACAAAGAUGCUGGAGUCAUCUGCCAAUCUGUCAAGUUGGUGAAUGGUGACAACUCUUGCUCUGGACGAGUGGAGAUUCUUCAUGAUGGAAGAUGGGGAACAGUUUGUGAUGAUGGCUGGGAUCUGUCAGAUGCUGCAGUGUUGUGUAGAGAACUGGGCUGUGGAAAUGCUAUAGAGGUGAAGAGUUAUGCUUAUUUUGGACAAGGUUCAGGACAAAUAUGGAUGGACAAUGUUAACUGCAAUGGAAGCGAGUCUACUCUAAGAAGCUGUAGAUCAAAUGGAUGGGGAGUACACAACUGUUCACAUUACGAAGAUGCUGGAGUCAUCUGCCAAUUAUAUGUAGGAUUGGUGAAUGGUGACAACUCUUGUUCUGGACGAGUGGAGGUUCUUCAUGAUGGAAGAUGGGGAACAGUUUGUGAUGAUGGCUGGGAUCUGUCAGAUGCUGCAGUGGUGUGUAGAGAACUGGGCUGUGGAGAUGCAAUAGAAGCAAAAGGUGGUGCUUAUUUUGGACAAGGUUCAGGACAAAUAUGGAUGGAUAACGUAAACUGCAACUGGAGUGAAUCUACACUGCUAAACUGUUCAGCAAAUGGAUGGGGAGUACAUGACUGUGGUCAUCACAAAGAUGCUGGAGUCAUCUGCCGACCUCUGAGGUUGGUGAACGGUGACAACUCUUGUUCUGGACGAGUGGAGGUUCUUCAUAAUGGCAGAUGGGGAACAGUUUGUGAUGAUGGCUGGGAUCUGUCAGAUGCUGCAGUGGUGUGUAGACAACUGGGCUGUGGUGAUGCUAUAGAGGCGAAGAACCUUGCUUAUUUUGGGCAAGGUUCAGGACAAAUAUGGAUGGAUAAUGUUAUCUGUGAUGGAACUGAGUCUACUCUAAAGAGCUGUAGGUCAAAUGGAUGGGGAGUAUAUGACUGUGGACAUUAUGAAGAUGCUGGAGUCAUCUGCCAAUCAUAUGUAAGAUUGAUGAAUGGUGAGAACUCUUGUUCUGGACGACUGGAGGUUCUUCAUAAUGGAAGAUGGGGAACAGUUUGUGAUGAUUUCUGGGAUCUAUCAGAUGCUGCAGUGGUGUGUAGAGAACUGGGCUGUGGAAAGGUGAUAGAGGCAAAGAGUUAUGCUUAUUUUGGACAAGGUUCAGGACAAAUAUGGAUGGAUAAUGUUAUCUGCGAUGGAACCGAGUCUACUUUAAAGAGAUGUAGGUCAAAUGGAUGGGGUGUACAUAACUGUGGACAUUAUGAAGAUGCUGGAGUCAUCUGCCAAUCUGUCAAGUUGGUGAAUGGCAAUAACUCUUGUUCUGGUCGAGUGGAGGUUCUUCAUGAUGGAAGAUGGGGAACAGUUUGUGAUGAUGGCUGGGAUCUAUCAGAUGCUGCAGUGGUGUGUAGAGAACUGGGCUGUGAAGAUGGUAUAGAGGUCAAGAAUUUUGCUUAUUUUGGACAAGGUUUAGGAAAAAUAUGGAUGGAUAAUGUUAACUGCACUGGAGCGGAGUCUACUCUAAAGAGCUGUAGAUCAAAUGGAUGGGGAGUACAUGAUUGUGGACAUCACAAAGAUGCUGGAGUCAUCUGCCAACACUAUCUAAGAUUGGUAAAUGGCAGUAACUCCUGCUCUGGACGAGUGGAGGUUCUUCAUGAUGGAAGAUGGGGAACAGUUUGUGAUGAUGGCUGGGAUCUGUCAGAUGCUGCAGUGGUGUGUAGAGAACUGGGCUGUGGUGAUGUUAUAGAAGCAAAGGGUGAUGCUUAUUUUGGAAAAGGUUCAGGACAAAUAUGGAUGGACAAUGUAAACUGUACUGGGAGUGAAUCUACACUGAAAAACUGUUCAGCAAAUGGUUUGGGAGUACACAACUGUGGACAUGAUAAAGAUGCAGGAGCCAUCUGCCAAUCUGUCAAGCUGGUGAAUGGUGACAACUCUUGCUCUGGACGAGUGGAGGUUCUUCAUGAUGGAAGAUGGGGAACAGUUUGUGAUGAUGGCUGGGAUCUGUCAGAUGCUGCAGUGGUGUGUAGAGAACUGGGCUGUGGAGAUGUUAUAGAGGUGAAGAGUAAUGCUUAUUUUGGACAAGGUUCAGGACAAAUAUGGAUGGACAAUGUCAACUGCAAUGGAACGGAGUCUACUCUAAAGAGAUGUAGAUCAAAUGGAUGGGGAGUACAUGACUGUGGACAUCAUAGAGAUACUGGAGUCAUCUGCCAAUCUGUCAGGUUGGUGAAUGGCAGUAACUCCUGCUCUGGACGAGUGGAGGUUCUUCAUAAUGGAAGAUGGGGAACAAUUUGUGAUGAUUUCUGGGAUCUAUCAGAUGCUGCAGUGGUGUGUAGAGAACUGGGCUGUGGAGAUGAUAUAGAGGCGAAGAGCUUUGCUCAUUUUGGACAAGGUUCAGGACAAAUAUGGAUGGAUAAUGUAAUCUGUGAUGGAACAGAGUCUACUCUAAAGAGAUGUAGGUCAAAUGGAUGGGGAGUACAUGAUUGUGGACAUCAUAAAGAUGCUGGAGUCAUCUGCCAAUCAUUUGUAAGAUUGGUGAAUGGUGACAACUCUUGUUCUGGACGAGUGGAGGUUCUUCAUGAUGGAAGAUGGGGAACAGUUUGUGAUGAUUUCUGGGAUCUGUCAGAUGCUGCAGUGGUGUGUAGAGAACUGGACUGUGGAGAUGUUAAAGAGGUGAAGAGUUAUGCUUAUUUUGGACAAGGUUCAGGACAAAUAUGGAUGGACAACAUGAACUGCAAUGGAACGGAGUCUACUCUAAAGAAUUGUAGAUCAAAUGGAUGGGGAGUACAUGACUGUUCACAUUAUGAAGAUGCUGGAGUCAUCUGCCAAUCUGUCAAGUUGGUGAAUGGCGACAACUCUUGCUCUGGACGAGUGGAGGUUCUUCAUGAUGGAAGAUGGGGAACAGUUUGUGAUGAUGGCUGGGAUCUGUCAGAUGGUGCAGUGGUGUGUAGAGAACUGGGCUGUGGUGAUGUUUUAGAGGCGAAGAGUUAUGCUUAUUUUGGACAAGGUUCAGGACAAAUAUGGAUGGACAAUGUCAACUGUACUGGGAGUGAAUCUACACUGAAAAACUGUUCAGCAAGUGAAAGGGGAGUACACGACUGUGGACAUCAUGAAGAUGCAGGUGCCCUCUGCCAAACUGUCAAGUUGGUGAAUGGUGACAACUCUUGUUCUGGACGAGUGGAGGUUCUUCAUGAUGGAAGAUGGGGAACAGUUUGUGAUGAUGGCUGGGAUCUGUCAGAUGCUGCAGUGGUGUGUAGAGAACUGGGCUGUGAAGAUGGUUUAGAGGUCAAGAAUUUUGCUUAUUUUGGACAAGGUUUAGGAAAAAUAUGGAUGGAUAAUGUUAACUGCACUGGAGCGGAGUCUACUCUAAAGAGCUGUAGAUCAAAUGGAUGGGGAGUACAUGAUUGUGGACAUCACAAAGAUGCUGGAGUCAUCUGCCAACACUAUCUAAGAUUGGUAAAUGGCAGUAACUCCUGCUCUGGACGAGUGGAGGUUCUUCAUGAUGGAAGAUGGGGAACAGUUUGUGAUGAUGGCUGGGAUCUGUCAGAUGCUGCAGUGGUGUGUAGAGAACUGGGCUGUGGUGAUGUUAUAGAAGCAAAGGGUGAUGCUUAUUUUGGAAAAGGUUCAGGACAAAUAUGGAUGGACAAUGUAAACUGUACUGGGAGUGAAUCUACACUGAAAAACUGUUCAGCAAAUGGUUUGGGAGUACACAACUGUGGACAUGAUAAAGAUGCAGGAGCCAUCUGCCAAUCUGUCAAGCUGGUGAAUGGUGACAACUCUUGCUCUGGACGAGUGGAGGUUCUUCAUGAUGGAAGAUGGGGAACAGUUUGUGAUGAUGGCUGGGAUCUGUCAGAUGCUGCAGUGGUGUGUAGAGAACUGGGCUGUGGAGAUGUUAUAGAGGCAAAGGGUGAUGCUUAUUUUGGAAAAGGUUCAGGACAAAUAUGGAUGGACAAUGUAAACUGUACUGGGAGUGAAUCUACACUGAAAAACUGUUCAGCAAAUGGUUUGGGAGUACACAACUGUGGACAUGAUAAAGAUGCAGGAGCCAUCUGCCAAUCUGUCAAGCUGGUGAAUGGUGACAACUCUUGCUCUGGACGAGUGGAGGUUCUUCAUGAUGGAAGAUGGGGAACAGUUUGUGAUGAUGGCUGGGAUCUGUCAGAUGCUGCAGUGGUGUGUAGAGAACUGGGCUGUGGAAAUGUUAUAGAGGUGAAGAGUAAUGCUUAUUUUGGACAAGGUUCAGGACAAAUAUGGAUGGACAAUGUCAACUGCAAUGGAACGGAGUCUACUCUAAAGAGAUGUAGAUCAAAUGGAUGGGGAGUACAUGACUGUGGACAUCAUAGAGAUACUGGAGUCAUCUGCCAAUCUGUCAGGUUGGUGAAUGGCAGUAACUCCUGCUCUGGACGAGUGGAGGUUCUUCAUAAUGGAAGAUGGGGAACAAUUUGUGAUGAUUUCUGGGAUCUAUCAGAUGCUGCAGUGGUGUGUAGAGAACUGGGCUGUGGAGAUGAUAUAGAGGCGAAGAGCUUUGCUCAUUUUGGACAAGGUUCAGGACAAAUAUGGAUGGAUAAUGUAAUCUGUGAUGGAACAGAGUCUACUCUAAAGAGAUGUAGGUCAAAUGGAUGGGGAGUACAUGAAUGUGGACAUCAUAAAGAUGCUGGAGUCAUCUGCCAAUCAUUUGUAAGAUUGGUGAAUGGUGACAACUCUUGUUCUGGACGAGUGGAGGUUCUUCAUGAUGGAAGAUGGGGAACAGUUUGUGAUGAUUUCUGGGAUCUGUCAGAUGCUGCAGUGGUGUGUAGAGAACUGGGCUGUGGAGAUGUUAAAGAGGUGAAGAGUUAUGCUUAUUUUGGACAAGGUUCAGGACAAAUAUGGAUGGACAACAUGAACUGCAAUGGAACGGAGUCUACUCUAAAGAAUUGUAGAUCAAAUGGAUGGGGAGUACAUGACUGUUCACAUUAUGAAGAUGCUGGAGUCAUCUGCCAAUCUGUCAAGUUGGUGAAUGGCGACAACUCUUGCUCUGGACGAGUGGAGGUUCUUCAUGAUGGAAGAUGGGGAACAGUUUGUGAUGAUGGCUGGGAUCUGUCAGAUGGUGCAGUGGUGUGUAGAGAACUGGGCUGUGGUGAUGUUUUAGAGGCGAAGAGUUAUGCUUAUUUUGGACAAGGUUCAGGACAAAUAUGGAUGGACAAUGUCAACUGUACUGGGAGUGAAUCUACACUGAAAAACUGUUCAGCAAGUGAAAGGGGAGUACACGACUGUGGACAUCAUGAAGAUGCAGGUGCCCUCUGCCAAACUGUCAAGUUGGUGAAUGGUGACAACUCUUGUUCUGGACGAGUGGAGGUUCUUCAUGAUGGAAGAUGGGGAACAGUUUGUGAUGAUGGCUGGGAUCUGUCAGAUGCUGCAGUGGUGUGUAGAGAACUGGGCUGUGGAGAUGCAAUAGAAGCAAAAGGUGGUGCUUAUUUUGGACAAGGUUCAGGACAAAUAUGGAUGGAUAACGUAAACUGCAACUGGAGUGAAUCUACACUGCUAAACUGUUCAGCAAAUGGAUGGGGAGUACAUGACUGUGGUCAUCACAAAGAUGCUGGAGUCAUCUGCCGACCUCUGAGGUUGGUGAACGGUGACAACUCUUGUUCUGGACGAGUGGAGGUUCUUCAUAAUGGCAGAUGGGGAACAGUUUGUGAUGAUGGCUGGGAUCUGUCAGAUGCUGCAGUGGUGUGUAGACAACUGGGCUGUGGUGAUGCUAUAGAGGCGAAGAACCUUGCUUAUUUUGGGCAAGGUUCAGGACAAAUAUGGAUGGAUAAUGUUAUCUGAAAUGGAACUGAGUCUACUCUAAAGAGCUGUAGGUCAAAUGGAUGGGGAGUAAAUGACUGUGGACAUUAUGAAGAUGCUGGAGUCAUCUGCCAAUCAUAUGUAAGAUUGAUGAAUGGUGAGAACUCUUGUUCUGGACGACUGGAGGUUCUUCAUAAUGGAAGAUGGGGAACAGUUUGUGAUGAUUUCUGGGAUCUAUCAGAUGCUGCAGUGGUGUGUAGAGAACUGGGCUGUGGAAAGGUGAUAGAGGCAAAGAGUUAUGCUUAUUUUGGACAAGGUUCAGGACAAAUAUGGAUGGAUAAUGUUAUCUGCGAUGGAACCGAGUCUACUUUAAAGAGAUGUAGAUCAAAUGGAUGGGGUGUACAUAACUGUGGACAUUAUGAAGAUGCUGGAGUCAUCUGCCAAUCUGUCAAGUUGGUGAAUGGCAAUAACUCUUGUUCUGGUCGAGUGGAGGUUCUUCAUGAUGGAAGAUGGGGAACAGUUUGUGAUGAUGGCUGGGAUCUAUCAGAUGCUGCAGUGGUGUGUAGAGAACUGGGCUGUGAAGAUGGUAUAGAGGUCAAGAAUUUUGCUUAUUUUGGACAAGGUUUAGGAAAAAUAUGGAUGGAUAAUGUUAACUGCACUGGAGCGGAGUCUACUCUAAAGAGCUGUAGAUCAAAUGGAUGGGGAGUACAUGAUUGUGGACAUCACAAAGAUGCUGGAGUCAUCUGCCAACACUAUCUAAGAUUGGUAAAUGGCAGUAACUCCUGCUCUGGACGAGUGGAGGUUCUUCAUGAUGGAAGAUGGGGAACAGUUUGUGAUGAUGGCUGGGAUCUGUCAGAUGCUGCAGUGGUGUGUAGAGAACUGGGCUGUGGUGAUGUUAUAGAAGCAAAGGGUGAUGCUUAUUUUGGAAAAGGUUCAGGACAAAUAUGGAUGGACAAUGUAAACUGUACUGGGAGUGAAUCUACACUGAAAAACUGUUCAGCAAAUGGUUUGGGAGUACACAACUGUGGACAUGAUAAAGAUGCAGGAGCCAUCUGCCAAUCUGUCAAGCUGGUGAAUGGUGACAACUCUUGCUCUGGACGAGUGGAGGUUCUUCAUGGAAGAUGGGGAACAGUUUGUGAUGAUGGCUGGGAUCUGUCAGAUGCUGCAGUGGUGUGUAGAGAACUGGGCUGUGGAGAUGCUAUAGAGGCGAAGAGUUAUGCUUAUUUUGGACAAGGUUCAGGUUCAAUAUGGAUGGAUAACGUGAUCUGUGAUGGAAGCGAGUCUACUCUAAAGAGCUGUAGAUCAAAUGGAUGGGGAGUACAUGACUGUGUUCAUUAUGAAGAUGCUGGAGUCAUCUGCCAAUCUGUCAGGUUGGUGAAUGGCAUUAACUCUUGUUCUGGACGAGUGGAGGUUCUUCAUGGUGGAAGAUGGGGAACAGUUUGUGAUGAUGGCUGGGAUCUGUCAGAUGCUGCAGUGGUGUGUAGAGAACUGGGCUGUGGAGAUGCUAUAGAGGUGAAGAGUUAUGCUUAUUUUGGACAAGGUUCAGGACAAAUAUGGAUGGACAAUGUAAACUGCAAUGGAACCGAGUCUACUCUAAAGAGAUGUAGAUCAAAUGGAUGGGGAGUACAUGACUGUGGACAUCACAAAGAUGCUGGAGUCAUCUGCCAAUCAUUUGUAAGAUUGGUGAAUGGUGACAACUCUUGUUCUGGACGAGUGGAGGUUCUUCAUGAUGGAAGAUGGGGAACAGUUUGUGAUGACGGCUGGGAUCUAUCAGAUGCUGCAGUGGUGUGUAGAGAACUGGGCUGUGGAGAUGCUAUAGAGGCGAAGAGUGAUGCUUAUUUUGGACAAGGUUCAGGUUCAAUAUGGAUGGACAAUGUCAACUGCGAUGGAACCCAGUCUACUCUAAAGAGAUGUAGAUCAAAUGGAUGGGGAGUACAUGACUGUUCACAUUAUGAAGAUGCUGGAGUCAUCUGCCAAUCUGUCAGGUUGGUGAAUGGCAUUAACUCUUGCUCUGGACGAGUGGAGGUUCUUCAUGAUGGAAGAUGGGGAACGGUGUGUGAUGAUUUCUGGGAUCUAUCGGAUGCUGCAGUGGUGUGUAGAGAACUGGGCUGUAAAUAUGUUUUAGAAGCAAAGGGUGGUGCUCACUUCGGACAGGGCUCAGGACAAAUAUGGAUGGACAAUGUAAAUUGUACUGGAAGUGAAUCUACACUGAAAAACUGUUCAGCAAAUGGUUUGGGAGUACACGACUGUGGACAUGAUAAAGAUGCAGGAGUCAUUUGCCAAUCAUUUGUAAGAUUGGUGAAUGGUGACAACUCUUGUUCUGGACGAGUGGAGGUUCUUCAUGAUGGAAGAUGGGGAACAGUUUGUGAUGACGGCUGGGAUCUAUCAGAUGCUGCAGUGGUGUGUAGAGAACUGGGCUGUGGAGAUGCUAUAGAGGCGAAGAGUGAUGCUUAUUUUGGACAAGGUUCAGGUUCAAUAUGGAUGGACAAUGUCAACUGCGAUGGAACCCAGUCUACUCUAAAGAGAUGUAGAUCAAAUGGAUGGGGAGUACAUGACUGUUCACAUUAUGAAGAUGCUGGAGUCAUCUGCCAAUCUGUCAGGUUGGUGAAUGGCAUUAACUCUUGCUCUGGACGAGUGGAGGUUCUUCAUGAUGGAAGAUGGGGAACGGUGUGUGAUGAUUUCUGGGAUCUAUCGGAUGCUGCAGUGGUGUGUAGAGAACUGGGCUGUAAACAUGUUUUAGAAGCAAAGGGUGGUGCUCACUUCGGACAGGGCUCAGGACAAAUAUGGAUGAACAAUGUAAAUUGUACUGGAAGUGAAUCUACACUGAAAAACUGUUCAGCAAAUGGUUUGGGAGUACACGACUGUGGACAUGAUAAAGAUGCAGGAGUCAUUUGCCAAUAUAACUUCAUCUACAUCAACGAAUCAAAAAGCUGGAUUGAUGCACUGCAUUACUGCAGAAGUCACCAUCAGACUCUGGUUCACGUUUUGAAUGACACAGCACAGAUGUACAUCACACGCAUGCUUCGGGGUAAACAGGGAUGA
This is a messenger RNA of Triplophysa rosa, 10260 nucleotides long. RefSeq lists its product as uncharacterized. Gene Ontology annotation, cellular component: membrane. The record is from RefSeq and is a predicted model, not a curated record. Lineage: Eukaryota; Metazoa; Chordata; Actinopteri; Cypriniformes; Nemacheilidae.